Phaeoacremonium minimum UCRPA7 is the source of this 234-nucleotide messenger RNA. Its product is annotated as putative nadh:ubiquinone oxidoreductase subunit protein. Lineage: Eukaryota; Fungi; Ascomycota; Sordariomycetes; Togniniales; Togniniaceae. Gene Ontology annotation, cellular component: mitochondrion. The record is from RefSeq and is a predicted model, not a curated record. The coding region runs from base 1 to 234 and encodes 77 amino acids. The transcript has 4 exons.
AUGGCGGGCAUGCAGCAUUACAAGAUGGCGCUGGAUCCGGCGAUCAUCCGGCUGAACAGAGCAGACAUGACAAACAACCGCUACAAGUACUUCCGAUGGACGCCGCGGACAGCCUGGAUCACAUUCGUAUACGUCGGACUUGUACCGGCGCUCUUCGGGAUUGUGGCCUACUCUACAGACGGGAAAUACGAUCUACGAGCGAAGCGAAGGGGCGACGAUAUCCGGGAGUUUUAG